Ectocarpus siliculosus is the source of this 1764-nucleotide messenger RNA. The record is from the annotation of a GenBank genome assembly. Lineage: Eukaryota; Phaeophyceae; Ectocarpales; Ectocarpaceae.
AUGCAGGACGACGACAAUAUGCAGGCGGGCGUCGUCAGAGAAAACGGGCAGACCUUCGAUGACGUUGAUCGCGUGAACGACGCCGGGAGGGACGAUUUGUGCGUAAUAUGUCUGGAUCCUUUGGCGACGCGAAGGCGGUCGUCAUUGCGGUGCAGGCGUGUUUUUCACAAGGACUGCAUUGAAAGGUUGUGCAGGCAAAACCGAAGACGCAAGGAUGAUCCGCCAGGGGCAUGGAUAUGCUGUCCUAUGUGUCGGCAACCGACGAUCAUCGGAGAAAUUAGAGGGUUCGAAAGUGUGAUCGUGUGGCCAGUGCCGAGGCGUAUAGUUUCGGGGCAGAGCUACGCUUCGAUUGACCUCUACGCUUUUUUGGAGAGAAGGAAUGAUCGGAGGACGAGGGCUACGCACGUGUUGGUGACAUUGGCUGAAGACAUCCUCGGAUUCCUGAUGCCGCCGUUCAGCGUGCCUCCCGGGUGGUCAGAGUACGUAGAGCACGUGCGACGUCUUCCUCGUCGUGAGGUCGAUGACACCGUCUGGCUGCCGAUUCUCUGUAGGGAGGAAGGAGCCCGAGAUGUUCUGGUUGCAUGGGGUAGGGAGGUGCAUCGUCCUGAAAGGGGGGGACGGUAUCCGCCAUUUCCAUGGCCGCUCCAGCCGACCUCAAGACCACGCCCGCGUAGAAUGUUGAGGCAGACCGAGACGAUGGAGGAGUACGUAAACAGGCGGGCACGGGAAGGACACAACCACUAUGAUGUAUUAGUUGAUCUUCGUGCAGACGUCUUGCGCGAGCGAAGGCCUCCGUACGUUCCUCCGCAGGGAUGGAGCGGAUGCGUCAACGCGCAUAGGGUUGUUUCCGAAAACGUACGAAGCAGCCUGUACGAGGAGGUCCAAUUCACGGUUUUGCGUGUAUGCGGUAGGUAUGAAGGUAUCAGAGAAUGGGCAUCAGCGGUGAGAUUCUGGGCCCGAAGGGUGGAGCAGGGAGAAGAAGUCGGUGGUUUUCCUGUAUUCCCGUCCGCCGACAACGGGAACGUGUCACCACAUGUAUCGGAGGAACGAAGAUACGAGGAGGAGCGAGACGUAGUCGUCGCUGUUGUAGGCGAGGUUGCAACAGCUGGGGCUUCGGCCGAGGUCCAGAGAGCCGCCGGUCGUGCGUUGGAAAGAGGCAAUCGGCAAUUGCAAGAUUCGACCGUUGGCCGCCGGGGUAACGGUGCUGCCUUCGAGGAUAGCGCAAGGGAAUGUUUGGAGGACUAUGUGCGGCGGGUAACGCGGGCGGGGUCUGCCCCUAACACCAUCCAGCACCUCGUGGAUGACAUCAUCCAUAAUGCGUCGCCUCCGUUCAUCGCUGGUGCGUUCUGGGACGAUUUCGUCGCUACCCGGCGGAGGCAUGUAAACGCACGACGGCAGUACCAGCGGUUCCCGUUUGGCGAUGAACCAGAAGAUGCUGCGCUCGGCGAUUUCCGCGACCGGAUCGAGCAUUGGGCGGAGGUGCACGAACGUCGAUCCCGCCGUGAUUGCAGGUCAAUGCUUCUUCCGACGUUCCCAUGGUCGUUGUCCGUCGAAAGCCCUGGUAUCUGGGACUGCACGAGACAUGUUGAACGCACGAACGCCGUCAGCGUUGCAGACUUUGCUCGCCCGAACGACGACGGCCCCUUUCCGCCUCCCUGCACGCAACCGGGGUCGCUCCGCCAUGUUAUAUCGAGCGCGGCGCGAGUCGCGCGACGAGGACAUGCCGGCGGCGAGACGCGGCGACGUAAGCACGGACGUGACUGA